Messenger RNA from Microcebus murinus (gray mouse lemur), 2421 nucleotides. RefSeq names its product EEF1A lysine methyltransferase 3 (gene EEF1AKMT3). The record is from RefSeq and is a predicted model, not a curated record. Gene Ontology annotation, cellular component: protein-containing complex; cytosol. Lineage: Eukaryota; Metazoa; Chordata; Mammalia; Primates; Cheirogaleidae.
UCAAACUGGAAGGAGGAGGGCAAACCCGGGGAGGCGGGGCUCGUGCCACUGGGAAGCCGAGACGGCCGGCGGCCCCCAGCCCGUACCCCGCGGCAGACCAGCGAUCCCAGCGCGGGCCGCGGUGCUCCGGCGCUCUGUCCGGCGCUCUGUCCGCCGCAUGGCUGACCCCGGCCCAGAUCCUGAAUCAGAGCCCGAGUCGGUGUUCCCACGGGAGGUCGGGCUCUUCGCGGACUCUUACUCCGAAAAGAGCAAGUUCUCCUUCUGUGGGCAUGUGCUGAGCAUCACGCAGAACUUCGGGUCUCGCCUCGGGGUGGCGGCGGGCGUGUGGGACGCGGCUCUGAGCCUGUGCAGUUAUUUCGAGAGCCAAAAUAUGGAUUUCCGAGGCAAGAAGGUGAUCGAACUGGGCGCGGGGACGGGCAUCGUGGGCAUCUUGGCAGCGCUGCAGGGGGGGGAUGUUACCAUCACUGACCUGCCUCUGGCCCUAGAACAGAUCCAGGGCAACGUCCGGGCCAAUGUGUCAGCUGGAGGCCAGGCCCAGGUCCGGGCCUUGUCCUGGGGGAUUGACCAGCAUGUCUUCCCUGGAGACUAUGACCUGGUGCUGGGGGCUGAUAUCGUGUACCUGGAACCCACCUUCCCACUGCUGCUGGGGACCCUCCAACAUCUGUGCGGGCCCCAUGGCACCAUCUAUCUGGCCUCCACGAUGAGAGAGGAGCAUGGGACGGAGAGCUUCUUUCAGCAUUUCCUGCCCCAGCAUUUCCAACUGGAGCUGGUCCAGCGAUGUGAGGAUGAGAAUGUCAACAUUUAUAGGGCCAGGCGCAGGGAACCAAGACCUGCUUGACAUCACCCCUUCUGUCCUUCUGAACCUUUUGCCCUAAUGAAGGAAGUGCCUAUCUCCAAAGCUAUUCCACAGAGCCAUAAGCACAAAGACCAGAAAGGAUGGAUUUCCCUGGCCUCUCUUUUUCUUCCUUCCCUCUUUGUUCCCCCAGAUACUCUUGGGCUGGUGCAGGGAGAUGCCUGCUUACUAGGAAUCCUAGAGCCCUGGCAGUACUGGAGUUAGAGCACCAAGGAGGUUCCCAGCUCCUGUUCUUAGAGGAGGAGGAUGGGAAAGUAUACAGGAUUUUUAGGGGUAAGGGAAGUAAGUGGGUUGUAAGAACAGUGGCUGCGGAGAGAGACUGUCACUGAUCACUUGUAGUCCUGGUGCUGUCUGUUUAUACAGAAUGGACUUUUUAAAAAAACAAAUUCUGUGGAAUUUUUCCUAAAGGGCAACAAAUAAGCAUUAAAAAUCUCUUUUGCAUCCAAAGAACUCAGUUUUUGCCAGGGACUGAGGAGUAAGAAGCUUCAGACCACCUGUUUCUUGCUUUCAGAGAUACAGUCUGGUCUGCAAGGACCAUGGUUCUAACUGGGUGAAGUCCUCCCACCCCUGCAACUGGGAAUAGGCAGCAGAUCUGUCCUUUGGACUGUAGUUUCUUCAUCCUUCUUGGAGUUGGAGCCCUAAUUACAGAACAUCAUUUUCUGCAGAAGAACAUGGGCCUGAGUACUAGGUUCUUUUCACCUGUGGUUUUUAUUUAGACUUCUAAGCUUUAUCAGUCCUUCCAUCCUAAUGUGUUUUGCCCUCACCUCUUUUCUCUUCCCACUGUGGCACCUCUGGUUGGAACUUUCUUUACUUACUGCAUAGCCACAUAGUCACUUCCUCUGGACUCUGUGCGGCCAUUCUCUCUCCUUCAAGCUAUUCUGCAAACUCUUGUAAGCUUUCAAAAUCAGCUCUGAAUAGCUUUUACUGCCUAUGGAAGAAAAACAAGCUUCUCUGCUUGGUACUUAGUCUAUGCCAUGUGAUCCCAAAUUGCCUUUCUACUUCAUUUCCUACAUGAAUUGGACCUCUGGUCAAAUUAUAAAAAAUCUAUUCUCUAACUCCACACUAAAAUUUCCUGACUUCUUCCUCCAUUCUUUAUGAUGAGUCCCUGCUUGGAAGGGCUACUGCUACCUGUCAAAAUCUUCAUUAUCCUUUGCCUCUUUCCUGAAAAAAGGUUUUCCUGAGCCUCUUGCUUGGAUGUGAUUUCUUUCUCCCUGAGACUUUUUCACUGUUUUUUCAUCUUAGGGGACCUUACUUUGUCUUGCAUGGACAUAAUAACCCUCAUUUUCUCACCAUUAGAUUACUUUGGAGGGUAGGGCUGUGGUUUAUUCAUCUCUAAUCCCUACAGUUCCUGGCACACAGUAGGCGUUCAACAAAUAUUUUGCUCACUCAAUAAAUAUUUAUUUGGUUUGUUGAAAGAACUCCACCCCUACUUUCCUGUCCAAUUUGAUAUUGGACAAAUUCCUGAAUCCACCCACCUACCUCACAAGUUUGUUGUGAGUUAUUAAAUGGACAAUGAAUAUAAAAGCGCAUUGAAAAUAAAGAAACAUAAGGUGUAACCCAUAUAUCUU